This is a messenger RNA of Pelobates cultripes (western spadefoot toad), 9872 nucleotides long. The record is from the annotation of a GenBank genome assembly. Lineage: Eukaryota; Metazoa; Chordata; Amphibia; Anura; Pelobatidae.
AUGUUUAAGCAGGUAUGCUGGUCUGAGCAUGGUUCUCAUCACUCCUUCCUCUAUGCUAAGCCUGCUCUGCUGCAGUUACUUGUACAUUUGUUUUUUUUAUUCUGCACGUUGGUGUUUUAUAAACUAUAAUAUUACAUUUUAUUGUCUCCUUUCCAGGUCCUAACCACUUACCUCCAGCUUUCAGUGCUCAACCUUCAUGGUAACAGCAUCCGCCAGCUGUCAGAGGUGGAUAAAUUGGCAUGUCUGCCCAACUUGAAGAGUCUCACCCUGCAUGGCAACCCCAUCGAGACUGAGAAAGGGUACAGGUGAGCAGGUCACCACUUUGUAAUGCAAGCUGGCAGGGAUAUUCACUAUAGUGAGCAUUCAAAAUUAAUGGGACACUAUAGUCACCUGAACCACUUCAGCUUAAUGGGACACUAUAGUCACCUGAACCACUUCAGCUUAAUGGGAUACUAUAUUCACCUGAACCACUUCAGCUUAAAGGGACGCUAUAGUCACCUGAACCACUUCAGCUUAAAGGGAUGCUAUAGUCACCUGAACCACUUCAGCUUAAAGGGACACUAUAGUCACCCAAACCACUUCAGCCUAAUGGGACACUAUAUUCACCUGAACCACUUCAGCUUAAUGGGACACUAUUCACUUGAACCACUUAAGCUUAACCCCUCAAGGACCAAACUUCUGGAAUAAAAGGGAAUCAUGACAUGUCACACAUGUCAUGUGUCCUUAAGGGGUCAAAGGGACACUAUAGUCACCUGAACCACUUCAGCUUAAUGGGACACUAUAUUCACUUGAACCACUUCAGCUUAAAGGGACACUAUAGUUACCUGAACCACUUCAGCUUAAUGGGGUUGUUCAGGUGAGUACAAUAGCUCCCUACAGGCUUGUUCAUGUAAACACUGUAUUUUCUCAGAAAAUACAGUGUUUACAUUAGAACCUAGGAACACCUCCAGUGGCAGUCACUCAGAUGGCCACCAGAGGGACUUCCGAGUCAAGUCCUGCCUGAUGCGCAGGACUUACGUUUGACGUCUUCACCCUUAGCUCAGAGCCAUCAAAUGUGCUUUCAGGACACAGGAGGCACUGUGAACGCGCCUCCUGUGUCGUGUAGUAACCCAGAGCCUGUCAGCAGCCAGAGCAAACAGUGUGGGAGAUAAGGAUCUCCUGCAACACACAGCGUCGGCUCUAGCUGACAUGCAGCUGAAGGCAGGAGACUGAGCAGGAGGAUCUACUGACUUCAAACAGUAAGUAAACUUAUUUUAAAAAAUUAAUUGGUUGAUACCGCGGCUUCUGCCCAAGCCACAUAACUGCAUUGCACAAUUAUAUCUGUUAUUGAUAAAAUAAAGAAUUAUAAAAAAAAAAAAAAGAGUUGGUGAGUGAGAGAGUGUGAGUGAGAGAGUGACCCAUCCAUCCCACUCUAUCCAUCCCUCUCUAUGCAUAUAUUUAUCCAUCCAUCUCUAUCUAUCCAUCUUUCUCUAUCCAUCCAUCUCUGUCUAUCUAUCCAUCCAUCCCUCCCUAUCUAUGGAUAUCAUCUCUAUCCAUCCAUCCAACCAACCCUCCCGCUCUAUCCAUCCAUCCAUCCAUCCCUCCCUAUCCAUCCAUCCAUCUCUAUCUAUGGAUAUCCAUCCAUCCAUCUAUCCAUUCCUCUCUAUCUAUGGAUAUCCAUCCAUCCAUCUAUCCAUUCCUCUCUAUCUAUGGAUAUCCAUAUCUAUCCAUCCACCCCUCUCUAUCCAUCUAUCCAUCCAUCCAUCUCUAUCCAUCCCUGUCUUUCCAUAUAUUCAUCUCUAUCCAUCAAUCAAUCCAUCCAUCCAUCCCUCUCUAUCCAUCCAUCCAUCCCUGGAUAGAGAUGGAUGGAUGGAUAGAGAGGGAUAGAUGGGUGGAUAGAAAUAGAGAGGGAUAUAUAUAGAUGUAUAGAUAGAAAGAGUGUGUGUAUGUUUACAAUAUUUACAAUGUGUGUGUUUGUAUAUCAACACUAUAUAUAGAGAUAUCACUAUAUAUAGUGUUUCUAUACAAACACACAAACUUUGGGCUGAGGAGUGUUGCCAUAGGAGGGGGGCAGGCAUAGACAGCGAGCUGAGCUCAUGAACACGCAUACUGUGCACAUAUGCAGUACAGCGCUCAGAGUUCAUUCAUAGAGAGGCAUUGAUUUCUCUAUGAAGAACAAUGCGAUUGGUGCAGCGCGAAGCCGCGCAUGUGCACCACAUACCGAUGAUGCUUCUCUAAGAGAAUCGUCUGAGCCCUGCUACUUCGUCAUUUUGACUAUAAGGGGGAAGUGGCCUGCUGAGGAUCUCUACGCUGGAACAGAGGUAAGUUUACACGAUUAAAAGCACUCUAAAUUAUUUAUUAUUAGAGGGAAACUAAUAUAAAAGCAAGAAAGAAGGCUAGGGGAACGGUCUUUCUUGCUUUUAUAUGUUGACUAUAGUGCUCCUUUAAGGUCAAAAUAGCCGAACUGGAAGAAUUCUCUAAGCCAGCUGUGCUUUCAGUUCCGCUACUCUGGCCUUAAACAUUAAAGUCUCUUUAAAUUCACACUUUUAUAAAUAACCCUAAAAGAACAAAGACGCUCGAUAAACAGAACAAUUUUCAGGAUGCCUGAGAGGGGUGAAGCUAUUCAGACAGUUUUUCGGACGUUUUGAAUACGGUAACUGCCAUAAUCCACACACAGUGUAGAAAAAAAAAUGUGGGGAACAGUAAGACGGUGCUCAGUCAGGUCCCAUUCUUAGAGUUUGUCAUUAAUCUCGGUUUAUGGCAGAAUACAAAAAAGAGAACAAGGAACACAACGUUCCAAGUCCCUGUAUAGCCGCCGCACCCACCACCUCAAAACCUCCCCAAAAGGGGGGCAGUGGCUGCAGGGGUCACGCAGAGACCAACGUACCAGUAUGAGACUCCAGCUGUCUCAGAGGGGCUUAACCCCAAAGUCCACACUCUCAACUCCAACAAUAUUAAUCUCAAACUGACUAGUGAAAUUGGUGGCAAUAGAAUUAAUUUUCUGGACCUCACCAUCUCGCUGACAGAAGAAGGGUGCCUCAUUUCAACUCUGUUCCGUAAACCAACGGCAACUAAUAACUUGCUGAAUUGGUCUAGCCAUCAUCCCCCUUCCCUAAAGAAAGGGAUUCCAACUGGACAAUACUUGCGCCUUAGACGCAAUUGCUCUACAUUGGAUGAUUUUAAACUAAAGGCUAAGACCUUACAACUCCAAUUCAAACAAAAGGGGUACCCGAAUAGAUGCUUAAAGCACGCUUAUAAACGGGCCUUACUGUCAGAUCGGAAAGACCUUCUAAUCGAACAUAACCCAGAGCCAUCACAGGCAGUCAUAAGAUGUAUAGGGAAUUUUGAUGCCGGCUGGCAUCAAAUGAUGCAAAUCUUGGACAGAUUCUGGCCCCUUCUACAACAAGACCCACACUUACGGAAGGUAAUCACACAUAAGGCUUCAGUAACAGCAAGAAGGGGACGCAACAUCAAGGACAUGUUGGUCCCUAGCCAUCUCAAGACUACACCCCAGAAAACAUCAUGGCUGAAGUCCCCAGUCUUAGGGACCUAUCAAUGUGGGAAAUGCAAGGCAUGUAGGUUUAUACUUAGACCCUCCAAAACAUUCCCAGACUCCCUUGGCACACAGGAAUUCAAAGUAAAGAAUUUCUUUAACUGUCAGUCCAAAGGGCUUAUCUACUUACUUUCCUGUUCGUGCAAAAAACUGUAUGUGGGAAAAACCUUUAGGAUGUUUAAACUUAGGAUACGGGAACAUGUCAAUUCGGUAAACCCCACAAGACAAAUCGACACCCCUAUCUCUAAACAUUUGAAACUACAUCAUGGGGGCUCAUCUGAAGGAAUCAGAUUUAGUGGUAUUGAAAGGGUUACCUUGGGACCAAGAGGGGGGGAUUUAGACAAGAAGCUACUCCAAAGGGAGAGCUUCUGGAUCUAUAAGCUCAAAACCCUGUCACCCUUGGGACUUAACGAAGGUUUCUCAUAUACACCAUUUAUUGCAGAUCACUGAUACCAGGUGUGGGACUCAGACCUAUAUACGGGCAGUGGUACUCGGCGGGUGAUCUCUGCACUAAUCUAUUCUGAGUGAGCCUUAUGGCCUGAUACACUUGUAAAUUUGUAAAUAUAGCGCGGUUUGUUCCACAAUGGAUAUAUUCUUUGCUUAUUACUAUUACUACUAUUAUCACUAUUCUUUUCUAUUUAUUAUUAUUUUUUAUAUUAUUUUUUAUCAUAUAAAUUUAUUCUCAUGAUUACCGGAUGAGGACCACUAAAUUGCUAAUGCUUGAAUUUUCCCAAGGAAAUAGCUAUAUAAUGAUUAUAAUACCAAUAAUGUUCCUAGACCAAGCUUGCUGAGCACUUGAAUGAAAAUAUCAAUGGCCAUACCAGUCUGAAAAUGCCUGAUCUCGUCAGAUCUCAGAAGCCAUCCAGACUUGGGCCUGGUUAGUACUUGUAUGGGAGACCAACUAGGAACCUCAGGUGCCAUAAGUUUAAAGACCUCUUGACAAAAAGAAUGCUAGCCUUAUUAUUAUUAUUUUUAUUUUAAGGACUAAGUCAUAUCUGGUCAUUCAGAGGGCCAUAUUGUCAAGUGACUCAGUGUACAGGAUAUAGCGGCAGGAUGUACCAUGUUAAGUUUGCAUCCUAGCAUGGGUCCUAUGAACACUAAAUAUAUUUAUUAUCUUAUAUCCUUGCCUGGGAUGGGGGAGUGGGAGUUAACAACAUCCCAGGACCCCUUAUCAUUCAAUUUUUCUCUUAUUAUUGGGGUGUCCUCUCAUAUUCUUUACUACAUCUUUAAUAGAUUCAGUAUUAGAAUAAUAUGUAAUCAGCACUGCCUUAUAUUUUCAGCUGACUCUGUACAUCCUAUAUAGUACACAUUGGUACUUUGGAAUGAUACAUUAUCAAUAUGCAGCUUAUCAAUUUGAGCCUUAAUUUGGACAAUUUCGGUUUCUCCAUACACAGAGAAUACCUAGCUCCGCCCAUCUGUCACAGGGGAUCAACCCAUGUGAGGAUGAUGGACAGGAGAGGCUCGGAUGGGCGGUACUGCAGCACUAUGAUGAAUGAGACACGCCCCAUUAGGAGAAUGCCAGAUACGUCACAUGACGCAUGACAUCACAGGUCACGUGACCGGCUGAGGGAUUUCCCCUUCAUACAGAUGAAUGAGCAUUAGCAAUCACAGAGGAAUAGCCAGGAUAUUAGAGGCAGCUGGGGAGGUAUACACCCCCACACUCCAUUGGCUACAAGGUAAUCAUGCUUCCUGGCAAUUGGGGUAUUUAAGAGGCUUCUCUUCAGUUAUCUGUUGGCCCCUGACGAAGGUGCAUCUCUCUGCACCGAAACGUACGUUGGGCGUUUUUUCUGCACUGGGCACUGGUGUUUGGAGCACCAUGAUCACCAUCUAAUUUAACUUUAUUUUAUAUCGUUUUCUUCUUUUCUUUCCUAUGCCUAUCUAGCUAGCUUUACAGGGAGAGAGGCUUUAUUAAUGCUAAUUAUCAGUCUGUUUUUGACUGAUUUUUUUACUUCUAUUUUCAGUCCUUAUCUCUCUCUGUUUUUCUUAAUAUGUUUCUAGUGUGACCAGGAUACUUCCUAGGAUGCAUGGAUUAUAGAGACUUAGCUACUGUAUACUCCUAUCCCUAUAGCAGAUCACAAUAAAGCUUAAUUAUAAGGGGGAGUGAGGUUAUCUUUUUUACUACCUCUUGAUCUAUACUACCCUGGGCUGGCAUAGGAUUGUAGGUUCAUUUGUAUAUACUUUGUUUAAUUAGGGUCUCUGACCAUAAUAUUUCUAAUAGCCAGGUUCUAUACUUGGAACAUCGCGCUAUACAUAGAUAUAUUUUUUCCAGUCAAUGCAGUAAGUUUCAUUCAUAUAAUUGAGACGGUCUGCAUAUUUCUCUGUUCUUAUGGCAGAAUACACCCUACAAAUGAGGCUUGUAACAGGGCUCAAGGUUUCCUCUAUCCGUUAGAAAGUGAAAAUCCCACCUCCAGACUUGAAGUGAGAAGUAAAGUUUAGGCCGGCUAGCAGCCUACGACUUGAGAUUGCCGCCACGGAAGCCCUAGUAUUCUCCUAAAAUCCUGAAUUGAAUCCACAAGUUCCCUGCAAUAAAUGAGUAUACUUUAACCAACUCCACUUUGUAGCCAGAGCAAGUCAUUAAUUCAGCAACUUAGCCCUCAGUUCAUCAAACGUACCUGAGCUCUCGUCAGACUAUUCGCUAAUGUAUUCGUUUGUAAAUGUUGUUGUUUUAGUUAGUGUGUCACCCAGGAUAAAUAUGAUGUAACUCAAGUUGAUUUAAAUCAUAAUGUAAAGACUCAUUCUUGCUGGUUGUUAUAAUUGUAAUAUUUACAACCAGAUGAAGAUUUCAUAUUUAGAAUAAUACGUUUGUACUUUAGUUUAUCAGAACUGAUCAGAACUGAUUUUGUUAUAAAUAAUUGGACAUUCAUACAUACAGUUGCAAGAAAAAGUAUGUGAACCCUUUGGAAUGAAAUGGAUUUCUGCACAAAUUGGUCAUAAAAUGUUAUCUGAUCAUCAUAUAAGUCACAACAAUAGACAAUCACAGUCUGCCUAAACUAAUAACACACAAAGAAUGAAAUGUUGCCAUGUUUUUAUUGAACACACUAUGUAAACAUUCACAGUGCAGGUGGAAAAAGUAUGUGAACCCCUAGACUAAUGACAUCUCCAAGUGCUAAUUGGAGUGAGAUGUCAGUCAGCUGGAGUCCAAUCAAUGAGAUGAGAUUGGAGGUGUUUGUUACAGCUGCCCUGCCCUAUAAAAAACACAAUCCCUCAAUCCCUCUGUUACUGUCACUAUACCCCGCUCCCUCUAACAUGUAAACUCACUGAGCAGGUCCUCAAUCCCUCUGUUACUGUCACUAUACCCCGCUCCCUCUAACAUGUAAACUCACUGAGCAGGGCCCUCAAUCCCUCUGUUACUGUGUCACUAUACCCCACUCCCUCUAGCAUGUAAACUCACUGAGCAGGGCCCUCAAUCCCUCUGUUACUGUGUCACUAUACCCCACUCCCUCUAACAUGUAAACUCACUGAGCAAGGCCCUUAAUCCCUCUGUUACUGUGUCACUAUACCCCACUCCCUCUAACAUGUAAACUCACUGAGCAGGGCCCUCAAUCCCUCUGUUACUGUGUCACUAUACCCCACUCCCUCUAACAUGUAAACUCACUGAGCAGGCCCUCAAUCCCUCUGUUACUGUGUCACUAUACCCCACUCCCUCUAACAUGUAAACUCACUGAGCAGGCCCUCAAUCCCUCUGUUACUGUGUCACUAUACCCCACUCCCUCUAACAUGUAAACUCACUGAGCAGGCCCUCAAUCCCUCUGUUACUGUGUCACUAUACCCCACUCCCUCUAACAUGUAAACUCACUGAGCAGGCCCUCAAUCCCUCUGUUACUGUGUCACUAUACCCCACUCCCUCUAACAUGUAAACUCACUGAGCAGGGCCCUCAAUCCCUCUGUUACUGUGUCACUAUACCCCACUCCCUCUAACAUGUAACUCACUGAGCAGGGCCCUCAAUCCCUCUGUUACUGUGUCACUAUACCCCACUCCCUCUAACAUGUAAACUCACUGAGCAGGGCCCUCAAUCCCUCUGUUACUGUGUCACUAUACCCCACUCCCUCUAACAUGUAACUCACUGAGCAGGGCCCUCAAUCCCUCUGUUACUGUGUCACUAUACCCCACUCCCUCUAACAUGUAAACUCACUGAGCAGGCCCUCAAUCCCUCUGUUACUGUGUCACUAUACCCCACUCCCUCUAACAUGUAAACUCACUGAGCAGGGCCCUCAAUCCCUCUGUUACUGUGUCACUAUACCCCACUCCCUCUAACAUGUAAACUCACUGAGCAGGACCCUCAAUCCCUCUGUUACUGUGUCACUAUACCCCACUCCCUCUAUCAUGUAAGCUCACUGAGCAGGCCCCCAAUCCCUCUGUUACUGUGUCACUAUACCCCACUCCCUCUAACAUGUAAACUCACUGAGCAGGCCCUCAAUCCUUAUAUUCCUUUGCAUCCAACUCGUCUGGUUACAAUUACGUGUUUGUUAGUCCACCCAUUGUACAGCGCUACGGAACUUGGCACCUUUAUAAAUAUAAUAAUUGUAUAGUUCCACUUUUUAAUGUCUCAUUUUUUCUUUCCUGUUUUCUCUAUUUGGUUCUGGUUCUGUUUGUAUUCUUGUUCUGUUGAUGAUAUUCACAUUUUUCUCUGACAAAUGUUGUAUUCUUCCUUUCCAGCACUCUCUUCAAUGAAGGCGUUAGUAUAUUUAAUGUAUGUCUCGUGAGUUAAACGAUAAUGAUUGAUUAAUCAGAAAGUAAUAAUCUGUUUCCAUGUACAUGCUCAUUUUACCACCAGAUCGUACAUCCUGUCUGUUCUGCCGCAGCUCAAAUCCCUAGAUUUUAGCGGCGUCACAAAACAAGACCGUGUCAUGGCGGACGUGUGGAGGCGAACAAAUGGAAAACAAAAGCGAGUAAAGAGAAUAAAGGAGGAAUAGACAUCACUCAACACCACAGCUAUGGAGGUGUCAUUUUUGCCAAUAAAUAGACAUGUUCUGUGUAGGAUUUAUUAGACAAACAGCGAUCCAGUGAUUGACUCCUUUUAUCGAAUACAUAUCAGGUAGUGUAAGUAAAGUGCCUCAGUCAUGACUAAACGUCUCUUUUCAGCUAUCAUAAUAUAUCAUGUACAGAAUACACAUUGUGUUAUCAUCACAUUCACUGGUUAGUGUGCUGGGAGCACUUCAGGUAAAACAAAUCCUAGUUUAUUUCACUGCUAAGAAAGCCGAUAACUCAACCUGACUCUAAGGGGACACAAGUAGCAGCCAGGAUCUUAUUCUUGUAGUAAUACAUGUGUAAAUAUCAGCUGGCUGGGCCAGACACCUAGCAAUAUAUAUCCGGCUACCUCGUAGCCUCAUAGAUUGUAAGCUUGUUUGAACACGGCCUUCUUCACAUCCCCUCCCUAUAUUAUCCCCUUCCUAUAACUGUAAAGUGCUGCACAAUAUGUCGGUGCUAUAUAAAUGCAAAUUGUCUUUUAUAAGGAAUUUAGAAAAAUCAUUUUUAGGUGAUUUUUUCUCUUCAAAAUGGAAUAGAAAUGAUACCAUCAGGUUGCAUGUCCCACUAUGCACUGACCAUUUGGUUUACGAUAAACUCGGAAUGGAUUAUAAGCACAGAGUGUUCCUGGCGCCUUGUUUGUUUCUUACAAAAUAUUCAUUUAAGUGAGAGUUCCCAAACUGGGAGAAUAUCUGACCUUCGGAUAUCUUCACCUUGCAUUAUGGUGAAUAAUCGUGUUAUCUUUGGUUUUCUGUAUUUGCUAAUUUUCUCGUUGCCAUUUAUCUUAUUGAAAUAGUAUUGAGACAUUGAACGGGGCUGUGUGUAAGAUCUAUACCGUCACGUCUUCGGUAUCCUAUCCCUUAAAUAAAAAAUUAAAAAAGAAACAUAAUGGAAAAUUAGUGGCAAAUGUCUACACCCAGAAUGGAUCUCAAACAAUAUUACUAAGAGCAAAUACUGUUUAUAACGCAUCUCUAUAUAUUCAUAUCCUAAAUAAUUCUAAACCCCCAUACGGUCCCGCUAUAUAACGCAGCCUCAUACUGUCCCUUUAUAUAACGCAGCCUCAUACUGUCCCUUUAUAUAACGCAGUCUCAUGCUGUCCCUCUAUAUAACGCAGUCUCAUGCUGUCCCUCUAUAUAACGCAGCCUCAUACUGUCCCUGUAUAUAACGCAGUCUCAUACUGUCCCUCUAUAUAACGCAGCCUCAUACUGUCCCUCUAUAUAACACAGACUCAUACUCUCACUCUACAUAUAAUAUAGAUACACAGAUGACAAGCAAUUUCUUUAACGGUGGCAAAGCCGCCUGGGAAUAGCUGUCUGUCUUUCAUAGCAUUAAAUAAAAUCCCAAAACAAAUAUAUUUACUUUAGAAAUCUCUGG